Acanthopagrus latus (yellowfin seabream) is the source of this 3041-nucleotide messenger RNA. RefSeq lists its product as uncharacterized. Lineage: Eukaryota; Metazoa; Chordata; Actinopteri; Spariformes; Sparidae. The transcript is spliced from 12 exons. The record is from RefSeq and is a predicted model, not a curated record. Bases 876 to 2750 code for a protein of 624 amino acids.
CAUGGAAAAAGCAAAACAUAACACAAGACAAGAUACAAGGAUGAAAAUCAAAUACAAGAAACCAAAAACCAGAAACAAGAACAAAACAAACAGGAGACAUGACACACAGAUCUUUUACAUAAGUACUAAAACAAGUGUAGAGAUAUUACAUGAAAAGUAUGAGUAGCCAAAUAUACUUUAAGUACCAAAAGAGUACUCAACACAGAUAAUCAUCCAUAAUAUAACUGUGUAUGUUUUAUAAUUACAUUGAUUUAUUGAUCCCUUAAUGUGAAGACAUCACUUUAAUGUUGCAGCUGGUAAUAGUGGGUCUCAUUUUAAUAGCUUUAUAUAAGUGCAGAGGGAGGAGAUAAAGGGGCACCUGCCACUUUGUCCCUGAUGUCCAAAGUGCCCUUUAGUCAAGGUGUAUAUUUUUGUGUUUUUGUUGUUGAUUUGUAGUUCUGUUAGUUAGUUUUGGGAAUUGUUCUCCAGUUGUUUUGCUGGUUUUGAGAACAGAAUAACAUCCUUUGCGAUCAAAUGUGUUCUGUUGCUUUUUCUGUCUUUUCUCUUCUAAUUAAUCCUUUAAUAGUAGAAAGCAUUACAUAUAUUAUAUUUGAGAAAUAUAGGCCACAAAUGUUCAAAUAUUCCAAAGGAUGUAAAAUGAAAUACUAAAUCUAGAAUUCUGAUAUGAAGCUGCUGAUAGAUCAUUGUGUUUUAAAAAAUACAUUUGUGAUCAACUGAUCAAUUAAUGAUUUCACCUUCAUCUCCAGGUCCAUGUGCCCCUUUUUAACUUCAAGCCCCUGCCCCUCUGAAGUGAACAGACCGCAGCUGCAUCUGUGAUGGUGUGAGCCUUCAGUGUGACGUCACGUGUCCCGCAGAGCUCAAGUACUUUCACUUUGAUGUGUCAGUUUGAAGCUGCUGAAGCCGGACACCAGGUGGAGAUAUUUGAUUUGUAUGAAAGGAAGGAGACGGUCAACAUGUCGGGCCAUGACGCAGAUGAGGACUUAAAGGACAGAAACGAAAUUCAAGUCUUUCUCUCAGUCCAGUGGUCAGAGGAUGUUCAACCACAGAGUUAUAAAAAAGAACUGCAGAAAAUUCUUCUGACUUGGACAAACAAAUUACGUGGAGAAUACACCAUUUUAAAUGUCUCAGAAGAUGGAAGUGCUGUGAUAAAGAUUAAACCCGCUGCAGCUGUGAGUGAGCUUCAGAAACUGAGUAGACAAAAACUGAAGGGCAAAGAUGGGACAACAGUGACGAUAACAUCUAUUAGUCUGACACCACCAGAACCGGAGGCACAAAUUCCAGAUGAUGCUUCAAUGGACUUUCCCCUUUCGUUCUCGUCAGAGCCACAACAUGUGAAUGAACAAAUUUGUGACAUGAAUACAUGUACCUGUGAUAUCCCAAUACUUCAUUAUUGGUAUGUGAACCAGGCCUACAAGAGGGAAAUUGAACGUAUAGAGAAGGAGAGUGGAGGUAAAAUCAUGGCAGAAAUGAAGCUGACAUUUGAGCCUCACCAGAAGGAUGGAAAUCCAAACUUUGCUUUCUCUGAGUUCAUUAACCUUGUCCAGAAGUGCUCAGCUGAGUCCAGUGGCUUCACUUUUCCUCUCAGGAAAGUGAAUCCAGAAGGGUUGAAGAACACAAUGGAAAUCAUCCAGAGACCUGAGAACAAACUUUGGAUUGCUCUGUCCUCCGAAGACAUGACUGUAUGUGGACCAAGAGAAAGUCAAGAUGCUAUUAGAAAGUCCUUAAAUGCAGAAGAUAAAACAUUAAUAAUUACCCACACCCCUGCUGGAAGAUUUAUACAGACGUCUCAGAAAACAUCACUGAAAACAGCAUUUAGUUCUGAGCAGCCUUCAACAUCUCAUGACGAGUGUGCAGAGACACUUGCGAUGUCUGAAAGGAAGGAGACAGACAACAUGUCCGGCAGUGACACAUUUGAGGAAAUGGAGACUGACCAGACAGAACAACCUCAAAAUGCCAUGGAAGACUCCACACAUCCCAACACUUCAGCAGGAGAAACGACACAGGUCCAGGUCUCCUACGUGUCUCAGUCUGACAUAAGAAUGGAUGUUCAACUCUACGGCCAGCAAGGACAACAUCAAUAUCCCAUGGGAAACUCUUCUAAUCCAGCACAGAAUAACUUCACAAAUCCCCACCCUUCUGCUGGACAGCUUCCACAGGCGUAUCAAUACCCACCAGUGAACAUGCCAAAUCAAGGACAGCAGCUACAUGCCAUGAGAGGCCCCUAUAAUCCAGCACAGAACAACUGCACAAAUCUCCACCCUUCUGCUGGACAGUUUCCACAGGUGCUUCAAAAGACAUCAAUGAACACUGAAGUUGAUAAAGGACACUUCUGGAAACAAAGUGCCAUCAGCAGGUCCUUAAACGCUGCACCCACAUCCUCAGCAAAUACCUACAACUCUGCUCCAGAGUCUCAAGUCAGAUCCCUGAACAUUGGCAUGAGCAUCAAUGACCGUCUUGUAAAUAAUGGACUGAACAUGCAGGAGAGCCACUGGAAGCUGAUGACAGCUUCCUACAGUGAUGACAUAAAUAAGAUUAAAAUAAAGUUUGGUGUGAACUUUAAGGAUUCAGGCGUCCUUCAUGGCAAAGUCAGUGUCAAAGCUCAUUAUAAAAGAUCUGGAGGAAACGCUUCAAUGGAGAGCCAUGCUGUCAGAGCUCUGCUUCAUCUGUGCCAGAAGAUCGCCACAUCACCCAAGAACAUCACCCAACAUCGAGGUGCCACAGGGCUCAGUGGCUCCCUAAAAAGAUGCUGAAGAGAGCUGUAUUAACACAGACAAAUCCAAAUGAUUUCUAAACAAUCAAUUACUGAAAAACAAACACUGAUCUUGUAUUGUUGGCUGUCUCUCUUCCUCUCUUGCAGUUUUUCAUAUCAGUAACGAUUGGUCAAAGAGUUUACAGGGUGAAGGUUUCUACCAUUUCGGUUGAUUUAUUAUGUUUUUCAACUCUUAACAUAACAGUAAUGACAUUUGUAUGCCUGAAGUAAACUUUAUAUCUGCGCUAGUUAAUGAUCUUAUUAACUGUUAAUAAAUGAUUGAACCAACCCA